Pristis pectinata (smalltooth sawfish) is the source of this 2020-nucleotide messenger RNA. RefSeq names its product ras-related protein R-Ras2-like. Gene Ontology annotation, biological process: signal transduction. The transcript has 6 exons. The record is from RefSeq and is a predicted model, not a curated record. Gene Ontology annotation, cellular component: plasma membrane. Bases 173 to 778 code for a protein of 201 amino acids. Gene Ontology annotation, molecular function: GTPase activity; GTP binding; GDP binding. Lineage: Eukaryota; Metazoa; Chordata; Chondrichthyes; Rhinopristiformes; Pristidae.
UGAAACCAAACGAGUUUGAGUCGCGAUUAAUAUUUAUGUAUAAAUUAGCAUGUAUUUUGCAUAUGUAGGGGACGUUGGAGUUUGUGUUUGAGCCCAACCCCAGAAGCAGCGGCCCCGGUGUCCCGGCUUCGUUCUGCCCGCUUCCCCUACUUGGCUCUUGUGUCCCAGGACAAUGGGCAGCAAAGACAGCGGCCCGCUGGAGAAGUAUAAACUGGUGGUGGUCGGAGGCGGAGGUGUAGGCAAGAGUGCCCUCACUAUCCAGUUCAUCCAGUCUUAUUUUGUAUCGGACUAUGACCCAACGAUCGAGGACUCCUACACCAAGCAGUGUGUCAUCGAUGAUCGAGCUGCACGACUAGACAUUUUGGACACUGCCGGCCAAGAGGAAUUUGGCGCGAUGAGGGAACAGUAUAUGCGGUCAGGCGAGGGUUUUCUACUUGUCUUUGCCAUCAACGAUCGGGGAAGUUUUGACGAGAUCAGCAAGUUUCACCGGCAGAUUUUGCGAGUGAAGGACAGGGAUGAGUUUCCCAUGAUCCUCAUUGGGAACAAGGCUGACCUCGAACACCAGCGACAGGUGACGAAAGAGGAAUCUGACAGUCUUGCCCGGCAACUCAAAGUAUCCUAUCUGGAGGCUUCUGCCAAAAUACGGUUGAACGUAGAUAACGCGUUUCACAAUCUGGUGCGCGCAAUACGGAAGUUCCAGGAGCUGGAAAGCCCUCCGAGCCCGCAGCCCAAGCCCACGAAGAGAGAGUCCAGUGGGUGUCCGUGUGCCCUCCUGUGAGCCCUCCUGCCCUUGGGGCGAGUUGGCUUUGCUUUGAGCCGGAACCUUGGGACAUCCGCUCCUCCAGUCUUCCUCCACGGCAUCUACUGACGUCCCCUCCUCUUGAACUAGCGACCAUUGUGGAAUUGCCGAAGAUCACCUCCUUCCCUCACCCCCCCACCUCCACCAACCCCCCACCCCCGCUCAGCAAUGACACUCGCAAGUGGGUUCGUGCUCGCUGCUUUGGGAGACGGUAUUUGGUGACUGGUUCAAUCUGUUUCUUAACAAACUUAUCUCUUUUUACGGAAAGAAAAAUCUCCAGUGAUACUUUUUUUGAGUGGCCGGAACACAGGGAAACUCUGCUGGAAAAGUGAAGCCAGGAAUGCUGGACAGGGUGGGGAUUUUGCACUGUAGCUGUGUUUUUGGGGGAGGGGGGGUGGUGUUGGGGUUGGAGGAAGGAUGUACCAAGGUCAACCUUGUCCUACUGUAAUUGACACUACGGGUCACUUGUUGCUUUAAACCGAUCAUCAUCUUCAAACGGGUGUUUCAGUCAUGGUAACUCAAGACCGUGAUGCCUGGGAAGUGGGGCAUAGGUCAAGAAGCCCAGAAAGGGUCAUUGUUGGCAGGAGCUGUGGGUCUUGGCUUCCUCUGCACACCCGAUCAAAGCAAUGAAAAGACCCCCUUGCUGACCACCCUAGUGCUGAGGACUUCCCAAGUCAAACUGUUCCAAUUUGGCACUUGCCCUUGUGGUCUUGGGCAGAGGGGGUUACACUGGGAGGUUUGGUUUUGUAGGAAUUUGUAUUGUUCAACCAUAUGACCUAUCAGAUGGUACCUGUUGGGAUUUCAUUUCCCAGUACCUCUGCUUGACAGGACGGUUAUUAUUAAUUGCUCCCUGGUUGGAUGUGUCCUGUGCCAAGAGAAGUGUUUCUGAUGGGUCAACUUGGCAUCUCUGGAUAAAGUGUGCCUACUCCUGAUCACUCCAGCAGUGUUGCACUUGACAUCAUUGUAGUGGAGAAUGAAUUGGUAUCAAGGGUGAUCAACACCUGAGGUGCCUCUAAAGCUAGAGAAGGUCUUUUGGUUUGGUUACCCUGAGAGGUGCAGAGUUUUGCAAAGGGCUAAGCUGACCAUGGUGACCCAUGAGCUUAACAAUCCACUGCUCCUAGAAUUCCUACAUUCAAGUGCUUCCUGGUGCUUUUCAAAUGGGAUUUCUCUCCCAUUUCCCAUACCCACUGCUGCCGUCCCUCUGUGGAGUCUGAUUCCCCU